This is a messenger RNA of Pseudogymnoascus verrucosus, 7129 nucleotides long. RefSeq lists its product as uncharacterized. Gene Ontology annotation, biological process: positive regulation of transcription by RNA polymerase II. Lineage: Eukaryota; Fungi; Ascomycota; Leotiomycetes; Thelebolales; Thelebolaceae. The coding region runs from base 1174 to 6591 and encodes 1805 amino acids. The transcript has 5 exons. Gene Ontology annotation, cellular component: nucleus. The record is from RefSeq and is a predicted model, not a curated record. Gene Ontology annotation, molecular function: transcription factor binding.
CGGGGACAAUACCAACUGUGGCUACUGUAGGUAUCUGUGCACUCUAUACUGUGGUCGAGUAUAAUGCUUACUCGACUCUUCACUGGGUCGUACAAGCACAGGUGGUAAUCUAUGUGAGGAAUAGUCCGUGGGGUGGCAGGAAUACACUGGUCAUCGUCCACAGGGACUGGCCGUACACAGUGUCUGAGGUGCUGUGCGGAGCGUCACUCACGUCCAGGAACACAACGCCCCCCUUAUUCCUCUCGUGCAACUCCAAAAGAUUGCGGAUUGAGGGCCUGAGCAGAUUCUUCUUCUUGCCCUGGUCUGGCUCCAUCAUCACACAAGUAUUGACGCCUCAAUAUGCCAUAAUAUGCACAGUCCAGGGCAUAGCUGGCCAUACUGGGAGAAAUAUUGAGGGGAGGGGGUUAGGUACUUGGAGGUACACGCCCACACAUCGCCCCCAUGCUCCCCCCACCCUUGUCACCUAUGCGGAUGCGGUCCGGCUCAUCUCUAUCGACGAGUAGCAGCCCGCUACGGGUGCGUGCUCCCUGUAUGCCUGUCAAUCGCAUCGAAGAGCUUGCCACUAACAACACAGAGCACACUGCUGUAGCCGCUCUGCUCAGACCGCGAUGUCGAGAGCACCCGUUGCGACGAGCCACUCGCUCCGUCGUCAGCGACCGGCGUCCCAAUAUCCCCCAGCAAGGCAUAACGUACAGUGCUCCAGCCAGUACCGUACCAUACGAGAUCUACGCUUUGCUCCGACUCGCGAGAAGCGCCCUGCUUUGGGCGACUGCAAUCUAACCAGCCACCGAAGUGGAAGGCCCAUCCCGGCCGCACACUGGUCGUGGUCCGCCGUUGGCUCUUAGUGGCUACUGCGGCGACGGCUUUCUCAUCCUCGGGCUCUUCAACGUUCUGCGAUUCUCGCAAGACUCACCAGCACAGAAGCAACAACUUCUCACCACCCUCCAAACACCACCUUUACAACGCAGACGACUCUCUGCAACGCUUUAAUUUACCAACUACCUCUAUCUGCAGCCAGCGCAUGAGUUCGACGCCUGGCAAUAACUCCAUGUGACGACUGACAGAGGCGGGCGACCACAUCCAAAGCCCUGUCACUGCAGGACAAGUCGCACAACAAGCGAGGCGGCCAGAAGACCGGGCACCACCACCCGCCCGCACGCUUCCACCGUCGCCAUGUCCUCCGGCGGGCAGCUCGCGCGCAACCGCGCGCUGUCGCUCGGAUCGGGGCGCUCCUCCAAAGGCGGUCGCGCGGCCUCCAUGGCCGACUUCAGCAUGCCGGACUCCAAGCUGGCGCGCGAUUUUGAGCCCAGCGACGCCACCGCCUCCAUGUUCCUGUAUGCGCAAGGGAACACGGUGGUUUGCGCUCACCACGAUACGCUGACUAUUGAGCGCCGCUUCUCGAGGCAUAAAGAGGAGGUUCUGAUAUUGGCCGUGGAUAAUGUGUCUGAGAGGGGAGCAGGGAGGCUGGUUCUGAGCUAUGAUGCUGGGCAGACGGCCAUUGUGUGGGAUUUGAUGACGGGCGAUGAGGUGGCGAGAUUUGCGUCGUACAAUUCGCUAUCUGUGGCUGCGUGGAUGAGGAAUGGGAAUGUGGCGUUUGGAAAUGCGCAAGGAAAUGUGAUACUAUUCGAACCGUCGACGUCAGAACAUAUCUCGGCGAGGACGAUAGACCAGGUUCCAAUUACUGCGCUUGCACCAUCGGCGGAUUGUCGGACAUAUGCCAUUGGUUAUCAAAAUGGAAGCUUAUUGAUUGCUUCACUACAACCGCGAUUUACCAUACUACAUAACUUAACUACCUCAAGAGCACCGUCUCCAAUUGUCACCCUUGCGUGGCACGCAUCCUCCUCGCGGCAAAAAUCGGACAUGCUGGCAACUCAGACCCACGAUGGUGACCUGCGCGUCUGGAGCAUCGCGAAGUCGCCUUCGAGUAAUGACGCGGCCAAGGUCGUACGAGUUCUCAGGAGGAGUGAGAAUUCUAUACCGGGUCCGAACUGGCUCGCCUGGUCGAAAAACGGUCGCAUUAUCCAGUAUUCCGAGGGAGAGACAUCAUCAUGGGAUGUUCGGACGAAGAAUGUCACAUAUGAGACUGUACCUACUCUGGAACAUGUGAAAGGUAUCGCUAUCUACGGACCAGGGGCUACCCUUUUCACCCUUGGACGGAGUAACACGGCGCAGCAGUUCGAUCUCAAGUCGCCCCCUGUGCUAGUAGCCAAUGUCCAGCACCCGGCAAAUCUCUUACCCCCCUCUCCGCCUGUCUCCAUCGAGGAGCAGCAGAAGGGCAUAGUGGCGAGCUCAAGCUCCCUGUCGGAGAUUCCAAUCAAUGUUGAUGUCUCAGAGAGCGACGAGGAUCACAUGUCUCCGCUGGCAAGGAUAGCGAGGGAGAUGGACAAGCUGGAGGAGCGACAGCAGUACGGCCCUGACCGGAGUGGAACCCUGAGCCCCGCGUCGAGCGCCGCAUCGUCGACGUCACGGUCCUCGGCAGGGUCUCGACCAGCCCGUCGACACGGCGGCUCCGUCUUAUCCAAGGGCUAUAGCGACCACACCCUCAUGUCGCCAGGGUCCUCCCUCCACUCCCGCGAGCCCUCCAUCCUCUCCAGCCGCGACAGCUACUCUGUCAGCAGCGUGAGCUCCUCGCAGAUGUCCGGCCGGUCUCGCCCUCGCGCCUCUCGCCUACGCCAGGAGGUCCUCCGUAGCCCCGAAGACAAGAUCGUCGUCGACCUUUUCAAGUUCACCAAGAGCCGUCUCAGCGACAUCCCCUACGCACACCCACAGGUGCCCCAGAACAAGGGAAUGUCUCACCACGAGCUGCGCCGCCAGAUGCUCAAUACGAUCUUUGGGUGGAAUGGUGAGGCGGAUGAUCUCGUUCGCGAUGAGCUGAGUCGCCAUCCGAUGGGCUCCCCGAAUCGGCUGCUGCUGACAAAGUGGCUGGGCGACAUUGAUACGGAUAUCAUGGCCACGAGCUCGGAGUCUAUGACUGCCAGUGAUUGGAUGUUGCUUGCGCUCAGUGGGAUUGGUGGGCAAACGUCGCAGCAGAAGGUAGCGCGAGCAUACGUUCAGCGGCUACUAGAAAAGGGUGAUGUGCACACGGCAGCAACGAUCAUGAUUGGAAUGGGCGACCAGAACGAUGCCAUCGAGAUCUACGUCUCGCACAAGUGCUAUAUGGAGGCGCUCAUUCUUACGUGCAUGGUGUACCCGGCUGAUUGGGGUCGCCAGACUCAGUUACUCCGUAAAUGGGGAGAGUGGGCCGUCCAGCAUAGCCAGCAGCAGCUCGCCAUCAGGUGUUUCUCGUGUACGGAAGAGUCGCCGGCUGAGUCGUCGUAUGGGUCGCCCAACGCGCAAUCCCUCACAUUCUCACCGCUCAACUCGAGUAUUCCUGAGAUGCUGAGCCCACCACUAUCACCACCAGGUGUAGUUCCGCGCGGCCCGCAGCGCAAUAUGGCCAAGACUGCGGCGCUGAAGCUCGUAACAACAUUCGGGGAGAAAGGUUCAACCAAGUCCAAGUUCUUUGGCGGGGAGGACGAGAGGACGCCAAUGGGUAAUGUUGGGACUCCGAUCGCAGAGUCAGCACUAUCGCCCAGCGGCGACGCAUCAACUGCAUUUCUCCGUCCUAGACAGCAGAGCACCCUGAACACCCCGGCGUCAGCACGAACAGCUACACCCGGUGGAUACCAGAGAAACCGAUUGCCCUCCAUCGGUGAGAUGCCUACCGACGUAACGCCCAUCAUCAAGAUGCCAACGGUCACCAUGCCCACACCCCGCGACCAAACCGCCAACGACGCCAUCGCCUACGCGCACGCACGCAAGUCUUCCCAACCCGAGACCAUCCAGCUCAGUGCCACGACGUACCAGCCUACCUCGCGCGCUGCCACCGCGAGCCCCAUGAUGCAGCGCAUGGUACGCACCGCGAAUCCGCUGCCAUCGCCCUCCCCGGACAACUUCACGGAGAUCAAGAAAGAGAGCCGCGCGCGGAACGGGUCGAGGGGACGCAAACCCGAUGGAUUGCAGAUUCAGUGGCCACCGAUGGAGUCGAUUAUCACAGGGGAUUAUAUGACGACGCCUGAGUUGUCGGGGCCAAGUAGACGCGCGACGCCCUCAGCGAGGUCGGUUACAGGGUCGGUGAGCUCGGCGGGAGCAUCGGCACGCAGCUAUAAGAGCCAUGGCAGGGCUGGGGAUGCGAGCCCUAUGACAGGACGCAGUUUGGACCCUUAUAUCAGCAGCUUAGAUUCCGCCACUCACUACGCCAAGCAGAAGGCCAAGCAGGAGCGCCAGGCGAGCCGUGACAAGAAGUCUCGCGGUCGUAGCAGCAGUGCCACGGGCAAGGGGCGCGAUGCUUCGCUCGAGCGCGGAAGGAGUGGAGUGCGUUACAUCAAGCCCGCCAAGCGCUCGCCGACCUCGCCAGUUCCCAUGUCACCUGAGGAUUUGCGCGAUCUAGGCGCUAUCGGUUUCGGUGAUGAGCCAGACUCGUACUCCGUAACGUCCAGCAGGCAGAAAGGCCGCGAUGGGAGCCAAGCCACCGCACGCCCAGGAUCAAAAUCCUCAAGCCGCAUCCGUAGAAUGUCUCCCGAACCCCUCAAGUUCACUGACAGUCGCCCGGGAAGCAGACUUGCAAACAGACAGGCAAGCCGCCGCGCGAGCCCCGACGCCAGCCUGAAUGGGCGGGAUGGUCGGGGAAGGAGCAAGGCCCGCGAUGGGUCUCUGAUGAGGUCUCCAUCGUCGCCGCUGCCGAUGUCGUCGGAGGCUGCGAAAUACCGCCGCGAUGAAGACGAUAUGGAUGAUACCAGGUCAGCGUUCUCGAAUAGAGAGCGCCAACGCUCUCGCCAGCGUAGUGCUUCGCGCCAACGUGAGCGGGCGUCGAGUCGUCAACCAUCGCCAAGAAGGGAACGUAGGGAUAGAUCGACGAGCCGCCAUACGAAUGGGCGUAGCAGCACGAAGCCGGAGGACCAACAGCGUCGUAGACUCCGCAGCGUAUCGCACGCACGCGCCUCGUCGGAUUUGAAGGUCGGUGACUUGUCGCAAAUUAAGACGGAGCGCCAGCUCAAGAAGGAGGCCGCAGCGCGAGAACUUGAAGAGCGACGCCGCUCCCUAGCUCGCCGGCCCUCCGCACCACCCAUCCUUCACCCAGAGCAGCUAUCCCCGCCUUUGCCGCGACCAAACUCGCGCUCCGAGUUCCUGCGCAGCUCGACGUACCCGUCACCCCGUGACCUGCCACCGCGCAGUCAAACAGUCGAUCCCGAGAUGCAGCGCGGGUCACCCCGUGGGUCUCCGUACAUGUAUGGCCACAACCGCUCGCAGUCUACUGUGCACCAGUCGCCGACAUCCGUCGCGAUUGGGCUACCAGCCACGCCAAAGGCGAUGCAGCACCCGAAAUUCGACCCAGAAGGCAAGGACGUUCCGGACGUCCCACAGAUUCCAGAGAGCUACUCGCCCAUCCCACAACUCUCAAUGGGCAGUCUCAACGCCAUGGCCUACGCUCCGGUUGAGGACUAUGCGCCACUCCCACAAACUACAUUUGCCCCUCUCCCAAAAACUACCUACCAAGCUGGCCCCCGCCACAUCCCCCCGCGCAGCAUGUCCGCCCCCAUCCCCGAGGAACCAAUCUCCCCGCGCGCUCUCCCCUCCGCACUCCCUACUCACCCGGCUUUCCACGCCGCCCUACCCCCCUCCGCACGCCGCCUCAACAACCCCUUACAAGACUAUCGCGCUUCCAAUGCCCCGGCAGCCCGCAAGGUAAACCCUAGCACCGACGCCACCCCAGGGACUCUCGGGUACGGCACUUACGGUAUGGGCGGGAUCGACGCCGCAUUGCACUCUGGCCCGGGGUCUAACAACAUGAUCCCCCCUCCGCCUCCACCACCUCCCGCGCCACCGAUCCUCAGGGAGUUGAUGCAUCUUGCGCAACCCCCUCCUCCACCGCCAGCGCCACUUUACCGCUACGGCGCAGCGGCGGACACGAAUUCCCUCGUUUCGGGGGUAAGCCUAACGAGUUCGGGGAGCGGAGUUAUUGAGAUCGUGAUGGACGAUGAGGAUGCCUCACCAGAGCACUCGCCGAAGCACUCUCCGAAGCACUCGCCGAAGCAUAUCCCUCACUCCCACCAGCACCCGCCUCCACCACCGCCACCUCCUGCUCCUCCAGCACCGGCGGCAGCGAUGCAGCAAGUGCCCCAGCCAGGGGGCCCACCGGUGUCCAUGAUGCGCCACUCCGUAGCUCAGUCCCUCGAUGGACCUGCGCGGGGCCACAACCGCGGUAGAUCGGGAAAUGAUAACUCCCUCAGUGGCCGCAUCCGCAGUGCCACCGAGCGCAUGCGCAGCGCGUCCCGUGGCAGGAAUGGGCAGAAUGAAAAGAAUGGGAGGACAAUGAGUCCACCGAUGGAGGUGAGUCCGUAUGAGAGCUUGGCGCCCCAGGCGUGGGAGGGGCCGGGAGGUGGACAGGGGAGAAAGAUGAGUUUGGGUGCGCAGGGAGGAGAGAGGAUGAUGGGUUUGGGCACGCCGGGUGGAGAGAGGAAGAUGAGCGAUGGUGGGAUACAGGGGGAGAGGCGGGUGGAGAGGCACCCGAGGGAGGUGGCGUCGAGUAUGAUGGAGGGGGGAAUGAUUUAGGUGCAAGGCACAAAUGAGCCGCCACGCAUCGACCGAAUCUCCGUCGGUCCGCCAACCAGUCCCUCAAUUUUAUCCGCGCCGCAUAGCUCGAUCGAUCGGAUCAUUCGUACAUACUUCUUCUCAGCGAGCGACGGGUUAUUUUUGAUACCUUUUUUCUUCACUCACCCCAGCCUUUGAGCACAGGGGUGACGAACGACAUUUAUGACAUAUACCUUCUUGGAGAUGGAGAGUUUAUAGAGCGGGUGGGUUGGUGAUUGUACCUUUUUUUUUUUGAGCGACAGGAGUGAAAUCGAUGGACAAAAGCACGCACAAGUUCAAGGACGAGGCAAGGCAGAGUCAGAGUCAUUGGGAUUGGAUAGGAGGCGAAGGGAAAUGGGGGAAUUUAUAUAUCGUUACAGGGGACUGCCUCACGGCAAAGAAGACUUCUUCUGGGGGGUGUUUACAGUUGGGGCUUUUCUUUGCUGGUGGAUGAUGGGAUUUAUUUUGGUAGGAAUGGGGGAGUAUAGUAGCGUAGUGUGAUUAGUUGCUAAUUUGAGGC